AACUGGCUGGACAUCCCACUGCCGGAAUCAAGCUGGGCCUCAGGAGCCGGUACAUCAGGCUGGGCAGCGGGCGGAGGCACGUCAGGCUUGGCAGCAGGCAGAGGCACGUCAGGCUGGGCAGCAGGCAGAGGCACGUCAGGCUGGGGCACUGAGCCAUCAGGCGGAGCAGCGGGCACCGAGCCAUCAGGCGGAGCAGCGGGCACUGGCCAUCAGGCGGGGCAGCAGGCACCGGGCCAUCAGGCGAGGCAGGGGGUACCCGACAUCAGGCGAGGCAGCGGGGCACCGAGUCAUCUGGCAGAACAGCGGGCACCGAGUCAUCUGGCACGACAGCGGGCACCGAGUCAUCUGGCACGACAGCGGGCACUGAGUCAUCUGGCACAACCGUGGGCACCGAGUCAUCUGCACUGAGUUAUCUGGCAC
This is a messenger RNA of Staurois parvus, 420 nucleotides long. Lineage: Eukaryota; Metazoa; Chordata; Amphibia; Anura; Ranidae. The record is from the annotation of a GenBank genome assembly.